Messenger RNA from Rhodofomes roseus, 5501 nucleotides. RefSeq lists its product as uncharacterized. Lineage: Eukaryota; Fungi; Basidiomycota; Agaricomycetes; Polyporales; Fomitopsidaceae. The transcript has 6 exons. The coding region runs from base 38 to 5290 and encodes 1750 amino acids. The record is from RefSeq and is a predicted model, not a curated record.
ACUACAUCCCCCGCGACCGUCCCGACCAUUGUCGGCGAUGACGACGCCCUACGCGACACCGAGGUACCCAAGGGUGCCCUACUCGACGCCGACGUCACGAAGCGCGUCGCGGAAGGUGCCCCGUGCACCGAUACUCAAUCCAUACGACCAGUUCCCCGAGCCCGAGUUCCAGUCAUGGAUCGGCGACAUGACCAGCGCAAUUAGGGCGGCGCUUGGUAGGGAAGAUCCCCGAGAACGAACAGCGAGGGCCCCGGAGCGCGUUGAGCGCGACGAGGAGACCCCGGAAGACUCUUUCGCAGCCGUCAAGGCACGGCGUGCGGCCAAGGGCAAGGAGCGCGAAGUCCAAGCCGGAGACGUAGAGCAGCCGAUUGUCAUCGAAUCCGAUGAGGAGGACGACGAGGAGAAGGAGGCUGAGGAGGCUGCGCGGGCCCUUCUUUACGAUGAAGGGGAGGAGUUCGAGCAGGAGGAUGAAGAGCAACCGGAGGAAGAAGAGUCACCGGAGGACGAGGAAGGAGAAGAAGAUUCGCGUCCAGUUGUCAAUGCUCCCGAAGAAGCGGAAGAGGAGCUCGAUGACGAGUCAUCAGAGGAAGAGGAGGAGGAGCCUCAACCUAAGGCUCCUGCAGCGGAGGUCAUUGAAUUACUAUCAGACGAGGAGGAGGAGGAGGACUCGCCACAGCAUGUCCGGUACGAAGAAGAGGAAGAAUGGGAAGAGGAUGCUGAAGGCUCCGACGAGGAGCAGGCGACCACUCUGGCCAAACUCGAGCGGCAACUGCAGGCCCUCCGCGAGGCUGGAGAGGACGAGAUCGACGAGGGCGAGGAAGAGGAAGACAAAGACGAGAAAUGCGACGCGGUGGUCGAACAGCCUAGUUCUGUGGUUGCUGUGAGGCCGGAGGUUCCAUACGCGGGCUUUGUCGAAGAGAAUGACAUCGAGCCCGAGGCCACUGAAGACGAGGGCGAGAAAGAGUUUGAGCACCGGGUGGACCUCCCAGACCCAUGGGCAGGCCCGAGUAUCUAUGCAGAGGACUUCUACUCUGGUGGCGACUUCCCCCUCGAGCGUGGCGACGCCGCCAACCCGCAUGUACUACCUGCCGAAGACGAAGACGAUAUCGUGGAGGUCUCUGGUCCUACGGGUGAAGACCAGGGGGUGGACUCAAGAGGCGUGUCGAUCGCGGCUGAAGAUGCGCACGAAGUUCAGCUACCCGACCCCUGGAGCGGACCCCGCUUAUAUGCGGAAGACUAUUACUCGGGAGGCGACAUCCGUGAAAGCGACCUGCGCACGCGCCUGCCAUCACCAUCCCAUCUUAUGCCAACGGAGAACGAACUCGCAGAGUUCCUCACACCCGAUGUAGGCACUCCGGAGACCCCUGCCCUUCAGGCCGUUGAACCCGAUGGCGAUCGCGAAGCUGAACAUAGCAAAGCAUUCAUGGACGAGCUGUACGCUGAUCUUGUCGACGAAGACUUGGAGCACAUGGCGCACGGCGCCGAAGUUGGUCCUUCAGCAGAAGGGGAGGCUGGCGACAGACCGGACUCGCCUGAGCUGGGCUCCACGGACUCGCCUUCACCUCCCAAGUUCAUGUCUCACGUGGAUUGGAACUGGCCACCUGCGUUCCCCGACGGUAGAAUGGCAACAAGGCCGGGGCACCUGCAAAGCCCAGAGCUUCAGGAUGACUCCGCGGAGAUCGUCGAAAUCAGCGACGAUGAAGCAGAAUCGCAUGCAACACCUGCCGCAGUUCACGCUGAGCUUACUGAAGAGCGUCCCGACGUACCAGCUAGUCCGGAUGCCGAUGCUGGUGAGGAGAGCCGAGCAGCAUCAGAGGAGAGGCCCGAGGAGUCUGCCGACAUCCAACUGGUAGACUUUGUACCUGAAGACUCAAUUACCCUCGAGACAUCCGGUGCGACGUCGGAUUAUCCCGAUCAAGCCUCAGUCGACGACUUAUAUGCCGAUAUCGAUGCGUACAUUGCCUCGGAAGAGCAGAGGCUCGCGCAAGACCAAUCCUCACGCCUGCAGGAGUCCGACGAUGCGCUGAUUCGAGACUUCCUCGCGAGUCCUUCAGUGGAUCUUGGUGAACAAGAUGUGACUGAAACUACGGCGGAUGAUGAGCUACAGCCCGAGAGUUUUGUUGUGCCUGAGGAACCUGCAGACGCUGUUGCCGAAUCAGUGAAACCCACUCUUGGGGAGGAGCUGGUAGUGGAGGACACCUCGAGUGACAUGCGUCAGGAAUCCACUGCCGUGACAGUGGAGUACGAGGUCGAGGAACCUGUGACUGAGGGCAGGCGAACUGAGGAGCCUGAUAUCAAUCUGCGAGCCCCUAGCAUCGUCGCUGAAGAGCUACCCGAUGAAGAGGAAGGUGCUACCCUCGAGGCGCCUAUCCGGGAGUACACUGUCAGCGAACCUGAUAGCCAUGUCGAGACUGCAGACGCAACGUUGGAGUUGGAGGAUUACGAUAUCUCAUCGGUCGAGGCUCAAAACAGCGGUGAACCGAGUGGCAUUAUUGAGACAACGGAUACCGUUGAAGACGAGACGCUUGACCAGACUGGUGUCUUACCUGCACCGGUGAACCUCGCCAUCUCUGACCUGCACGAUCGUAUGCUGGAGUCUGGUGUUCCCAUGCCAGUAGCCGCGGAUCCGACGGUCCCCGAUCCCACCAGUGUUGCACCUAGCCCUGGUGAGACAUCAGUCGCUACCCCCGCCGAGAUAGAGGCGCCUCAGAUGGACGUCUCGACCAGUCGGGACUCCUCUAUCAGUGGCGAGACGUCGUCAAGGGGUCGCAGCCCGAGCGGGCUCUUCACGCCCCUGACGGCGGAAAAUUCGCGAUCGGCCACUCCGAAGUUGCGUACGAGUGAUCUUGGGGACGGGCACCUCGAGUCCCCGUUGAAGAAUGUCGUAACUGCAGACGAACUAGCCGCCGCCGACAAGGUAGCCACCGUGUCUGCCGCUAUUAGCGACGAAAUUCCGGAAUCUCCGAAGGCUGCUGCCGACUCACAACCGCCAGAGCUGUCUGCUGUCACAGCGGAGAGGAGUCGAGAUGUGUCACCAGGAUGGGUAGAUCUACAGGGGCCGUCACCAGAAUGGAUAGAUCCACAGGAACCCAGGGGAACUGCCCCAACCGCCGAACUGGACGAACUCAACCUCGAAUACCCCUCAGAUACCGAGGAGCAGUCAGCGAUCUCUGCCUCUGCAGAAGAAAAGCAGGAUGACGACGUGCAUGUCAACCUCGAUACGAGCCUCGAUGCUGACGCCGAAGGCGACGUUGAUCCUGACUAUGUACCCGAGCAGUAUGCUUCUACGGUCGACUCCAACGAUGCUCAUGUUGAGGCAGUUGAUCAGCCUACGGCUGUCACCUCAACGGAUAACGCGAGGAAGGACGAGACGGCUGUGGCUACGGAUUCCAGUGUCGAAGCAAAGGACAACGGCGAGACUCUCAGCCCCGAGGGUUCUCAGGAGACAGCAAAGACUCUCGUUGCUACUCAGGAGGUUCCAGCGGAUGCCGACGAUCCUUUCGUAGUCGCCGGUUCCGCAAGGGAGCCCAAAGAUGAGAGUCCAGUCCAAGAUGACUCCCAGUCGGCAGAAUCAUCCGAUGCUCGUCCUCUUAAACGCAAGCGCGAGGCGUCAAGGCUUCCUCCACGAGUGACUCGCGCGAUGUCGCUGAAGAACCCUGCCACAGUCAGCGUAGGAGCCCCUCCCAAACCCACAGCACAGCGCGCACUCAAGGGCAAGGGCAGACUUGCAACUGAUGAGGCCGCCGGAGACCGUGACGAUACCGAGUCACCCACCAACGAGCAAGCUGAAGGGAGCGAUUCUCUGAUUCCUUCGCUCUCUACCGCGGCGAGCCGACCGACAUCCCGCUCUUCCUCGGUUGUGUCUACUGCGCUCACUUUUGAGACGUCGUCGGCAGCGUCUCCGACAAUCAACCGUACCCAGACGUAUCCUCAGACCGCCGAUUUGCCUCGCCUCAUCGAUGCGCAGGAGGUCAUGCAUCAUCACCAUGGCCGUCGUGUACUCCAAGCUGCUGCGCGAAUGUUGACUCUUGGUAGCCGCUCCACCUCACAAUUGCUGGAGCCUAAGCCAAAAUCCACAGCGCCGUCACUAUCACAGUCUGAGUCUCGCCCUCCGUCUCCAUCUCCGAUGCGCCCUGAAUCUCGCCCCUUGUCCCCAUCGCCUGCUCUGCCUCCGACUCGUCCGACUUCUCUGACUCCGACACCAACACCUACACCAACCUCAGCAUCGGACGCUGGACCGUCAUCAGUCCCUCCAUCGGCGACUGACGCUAAGCCUCCCACUCCUCCACCUGUGCCUGUAGUGCACGAGCCCGUCUCGACGACCCCUCCGCCUCGGCCUGCGAUAUCCGGCAGACUCAAGCCCGGAAACUCUCCUGUCACCAGGUCACGCUGCCGCUUCCACAAAAUAAGCUUGCCCCGCGAAGAAGAUGGACCCCGUAUCUACUUCGUUGUUCCUGGUUGCGCCUUGAACGACAAGGAAUUGAUGGAGGAGGAGGAGAUAGUCGAUCACGGUGUCCCGAGCUUCCCACAAGGCACUAAACUGGUAGCGGACCUCGAGCACUUGAAAUUGAACCCAUACGUGUUGGGGGUUCUUCGUCAGCUCGUCGGCGUCGACCUCCUACGGGAACAAGAGGUAUUCUACUUGCCGCAGGAAGGGGAGGAGUACGCGUGGAAACCGAAACGCCAUCAGCACAAGCACUCCGUGUCCAAGGCGAAGUUGUCUGCUCGUGGACGGAAGUCUAUCGGAGCUCCCAUUCAGUCUGCGCCGGAAUACAACGGGCAUGCUGAAAGUAUCUCUGCAGCUGGGGCGUUUUCGCGUGCAGGGUCUGUCUCUACCGUCUCAAGUCGGCAAAGUCGGAAAGGACGUGCUUCUGGCAGAAGCAGUGUCGUCGAUAGUGCUUCUGUUGCUGGCAGUUAUGCCAGCGACGACGACGAGCGGUCUAACAAGCGGCGAAAGACAGACUCUGUCUCGUCGCCUAUUGAGGCGGACAAAGACGCAUCAACGUCCAAGGCCUCAGCGGUGGCACGUCGGAAGGCCGGCCCCUCGAGACGUACAAAGCCGCUCGGGAAGGAUGCUUCCGCCUACAAGCCAGGCCCUGAGGAUGCUCAAGGAUCCUCAGACGACGAACCAGGCCCCAGCACCAAGCGCAAGAGAAAGGGCAAACCGAGAGGCACCAAGCGCCCUCGGCCUGAGGAGCCUACCGAGGAGGCCGUCGCAGAGACUGCUCCGCCGAAGAGGCGUAGGACGCGGAAGAAACCUGCACAAGAGACCAACGGUGAAGACAAGUAAUGCCCUCGUCGCAAAAGACUAUCUUAAUCCUGGAAGGACUGGCCGAUACGUGCUACACUAGCGAUACCUGUACUCUACGAGAUAUCUGGGACAUCUGUGUAUUGUAACCUUUCCCUUUUGCAUAUCGAGGUUGUGGAGUUCGUAGCAAAGAAUACAAACUGAGGGCUUUCUGGAUCUAGAAUACUGAAAGGUGCCCGCAGAGGUUCUCAGU